GUGGUGGCUGUUAUUUUAGUAUUGCAGCAACUGCUUUUGAAGUAGUAAGCAUCCGUAAGUGUGACACAGAUCCCAAAACGAAACUCUUAGCAUCAUAAUUCACUGCUGGCGGAGAAAAUGGGGACGUGGUGUGGAGUGAUGGAAUGGCUGUCAAAACAAAAGGCAACUGCCAAAUUGUGUUGCCGUGAUAGCAGCAUCAACAUAAUCACUGCUUUAUUGCUGCUUACCAUGCUGCUGGCAUUGCAGACAACAAGUGUUUCUGGCUUACGUUGCUACACUUGCACUUAUUUGGAAGCAGAUGUGGACAAUACCUGCCUCGUGGACGUAAACGCUACGCGCGUCACCAACUGUUCGAAGAAGUAUUGCACCAUUAUGCGUCAGGAGUCCGUGAGUCCCUCUGGCAAAGUGAUUUCCUUCAUACGCGAUUGUUUGGAUAAGCCGCUGUACUUGAAUGCCAUUAAAACUGAUUCAACAUUCAAAACCUUCUAUCGUAGCUGCACCACUGAUCUGUGCAAUGAUUCAGAUGGUGUAACCACGGCAACAAAUGUGGACCCUAAUUUCGGUGCUGCCGCGAAUACGAUCAUUAAAGGCAAACGUUAUUAGUGGAUAUAUGAGA
This is a messenger RNA of Anastrepha ludens (Mexican fruit fly), 616 nucleotides long. RefSeq lists its product as uncharacterized. The transcript has 4 exons. Bases 118 to 603 code for a protein of 161 amino acids. The record is from RefSeq and is a predicted model, not a curated record. Lineage: Eukaryota; Metazoa; Arthropoda; Insecta; Diptera; Tephritidae.